Molecule: messenger RNA, 1671 nt
Organism: Enhydra lutris kenyoni (northern sea otter)
Lineage: Eukaryota; Metazoa; Chordata; Mammalia; Carnivora; Mustelidae
Product: dentin matrix acidic phosphoprotein 1
Exons: 6
Coding region: 118-1671 (517 amino acids)
Biological process (GO): ossification; extracellular matrix organization
Cellular component (GO): extracellular matrix
Molecular function (GO): extracellular matrix binding
Source: RefSeq, a predicted model, not a curated record
ACACAAGAGUGGCUUCAUUGGGCAUAAAUUCCCUCUUUGAGAACUUCAGCCUCAUUGUUAAGACUUUUGGGGAAAAAUCUUUGUGAACUAAAAAGGGUAGAGGUGUCACACCCAGCUAUGAAGACCAGUAUCCUGCUUAUGUUACUUUGGGGAUUGUCCUGUGCUCUUCCAGUCCCGGUAGCCAGGUAUCAAAAUACUGAAUCUGAGAGCUCUGAAGAAUGGAAGGGACAGUUGGCUCAGACACCAACACCACCUUUGGAGAGCAGUGAGUCAUCAGAAGAAAGUAAAGUUAGCUCAGAGGAACAGGAAAAUGAAGACCCCAGUGACAGCGCUGAAUCAGAAGAGGGCUUUGAUGAUCAUCAAUAUACACAUAGACCAGCUGGUGGCCUUUCUAGGAAUGGAGGAAAAGAAGGAGCCGAUGAUGAUGAAGAUGAUAGUGGUGAUGACACUUUUGGUGAUGAUGACAAUGGCCCCGGACCUGAAGAGAGACAAGGAGGAAACUCCAGACUCAAAAGUAAUGAGGACUCAGCCGACACCACACAAUCUAGGGAAGACAGUGCCCUGCAAGGGGAAGACAGUGGCCAAGAUACCACCAGUGAGAGCAGAGACCUUGACAAUGAGGAUGAGGUGAACAGCAGGUCUGAGAGAGGUGACUCUGCUCGAGAGAGUGAGAGUGAGGAGCACUGGGUGGGAGGUGACAGUGAAGGGGAUAGUAGCCAUGGGGAUGGCUCCGAGUUUGGUGAUGAAGAAAUGCAGAAUGAUGAUCCAGACGUUAUCAGGAGUGACAGAAGUAACUCCAGAAUGAACAGUGCUAGUGUCAAAUCAGAAGAAUCAAAAGGAAACAGUGAUGAGCAAGCAAGCACUCAGGAUUCAGGUGAUAGCCAAUCAGUAGAAUAUUCUAGGAGGAAAAUUUUCAGAAAGUCCCGCAUUUCUGAGGAAGACGAUAUAGGUGAGUUUGAUGAUAGCAACACAAUGGAAGAAAUCCAGAGUGACUCAACAGAAAACACCAACUCUAAAGAAGCUGGUCUCAGUCAAUCCAGGGAAAACAGCGAGAGUGAAUCUCUAGAAGAGAGUGAGGAAAAUCAGUCCCAAGAAGACAGUCAAGAUGUACAAGACCCCAGUAGUGAGUCUAGUCAAGAGGAUGAUCUGCCAUCUCAGGAAAACAGUAGUGAAUCUCAGGAAGAAGUAGUGAGUGAGUCCAGGGGUGACAACCCAGAUAAUACCACCAGUCACUCAGAAGAUCAGGAAGAUAGUGAUUCCAGUGAAGAGAACAGCUUGAAUAAACCCUCCAGUUCAGAAAGUGAAUCCACAGAGGAGCAAGCUGACAGUGAAUCCAAUGAAAGCCUCAAAGACUCAGAGGAAAGCCCAGAGUCCACUGAGGAGGAGAACAGUUCUAGCCAGGAGAGCCAGUCUCACAGUGCCUCAGCAGAAAGCCAGAGUGAAGAAAGCCAGUCUGAGCAAGACAGUCAGUCUGAGGAAGAUGAUGCCAGUGAUUCUCAGGACAGCAGCAAAUCAAAAGAAGACAGCAACUCUACUGAGAGCAAAUCAAGCAGUGAGGAAGAUGGCCAGUCAAAAAACACUGAGAUAGAAAGCAGAAAAUUAACGGUUGAUACUUAUCACAACAAACCCAUUGGGGAUCAAGAUGACAAUGACUGCCAAGACGGCUACUAG